Messenger RNA from Alternaria atra, 1194 nucleotides. RefSeq lists its product as uncharacterized. The record is from RefSeq and is a predicted model, not a curated record. The transcript has a single exon. Lineage: Eukaryota; Fungi; Ascomycota; Dothideomycetes; Pleosporales; Pleosporaceae. The coding region runs from base 1 to 1194 and encodes 397 amino acids.
AUGGCCCAAAUUCCCCCCUACCCACUCUACAACAGGACGUACAACCUGUACCGCCUAUCCCCGCUCCACUGCCACGACACGCCCCUCCUGCUAGAAGCCUCACUUCGAAUCCAUGCCAAGAGACUAAAAGAACAACUCAAGGGCGACAAUGUGCGAGGCGUACAGGUCGACUUUCCCGGCGCUGAGGAUACCGCGAAAUUGGGGCCGCUGGAGGAGUGCAACUGGGAGCUGAUCGGAGAUGAGGAUGCCUGGAUUGACCGACAUCGCCAGUCCAUGGACCCCGAGGCGUCACAAUUAUCCUCCAUCUCCCAACUCACUCCAAACCGCGCCCGUGGACUAGAAGUGAGCCUCGAGUACGAGAAGCAGACAUACAAUGCGCUCCUGCUACGAGACCCGGGCGUCACCUCUUCUCCGAAGGGUUUCACAUCCCUACCAUUGUUGCUUGUGAAGAUGCCCGCUCCAGUACGUGACAUCUUCUUGAACUACCUCCGAUCGGCCUUCGAUGCCCAUGUUGCACCCUUGAGGCUGCCUCCGCCAGUCAUCACUUCGGGUCUCGAGACAUACUUCAAGCACCUCACAGCGAGGCAUUCGACUCAAUCCAUACAAAACAUCAUAAGACAGCUGCAUAUUCAGUUGGCAUUCACCAACACCACAACGCUCCUCAAACACAUAGAGAUCACUAUUGCAGGUGCCGACAUAUCCGGUUUUGUCGACCGAGGCAGGCUGCUUAAAGAUACCUACAACAAGCCCUUCACAGCUGCUUUAUCCGCCUACCUUAAACAACACCUCACUCUCGAUAUUUCGCACCCCAAAGUCCACAUAUCCCGAAUAUCAUGCAACAGCUUCCACCUGGGCACUGAACGCCUCAAACUCGUCGCACCCGACCCCCUUGCAGAUACAUCCUUUUCCGACGAAGGCGGUACAUCACAAGACGCAAGUGCAAGUGAGCUUGCUGUUCAAGAGCUCUAUACAUCUUUGGUCAGAGAGGCUGCUGGCAGCGGAAAGUUCCUUCCCGAGGACAUGGCCAAAGCUUCUAGGGAAGAGACACUGUCACCUACGGCGAGUGCCCAAGCGGGGCGCAGGAAGAGAGCUAUUAGUACCGCUGCUGUUGAUAGCAACAAUAAGAAGACAAAGGGAAGAGGGAAACAGAACGGCCAAAAGGUCAACGGGAAUGACGACAUGAUUGGUGUCUAG